Messenger RNA from Ictidomys tridecemlineatus (thirteen-lined ground squirrel), 2612 nucleotides. The record is from RefSeq and is a predicted model, not a curated record. NCBI's taxonomy places the organism in Eukaryota, Metazoa, Chordata, Mammalia, Rodentia, Sciuridae.
GAGAAGGGCUGAGGAUGCUAGACGCUUCUCCCGGGAACUAGCACCUGUUUUCAGCGGGAGACUGGGAGGCUGUCGCUACAGCAGCUAUUGCAUCGUGCUGGUAAAUUAUCCAUUGCACGGCCCAUAAGCGGCUCCUUGGCGCCCAAGGGGAGCCCUCACCUGCGAGGAUCCUGGGAACUGUGGUUCUGCGUGGGUCAGCGGCGAUGGCCUGAGGGCUGGUUCCACCUGGUCUUGGUCCAUUUUCUCAGAUCCCUGCCUACCAGGAAAAUACUUUCUAUAAAGUCUUCUGGGAUCUUGGCAUCCUACUCUGAGAGAGCGAAGACUGAUCCAAAGACUGAGGCAAAGAUGGAAGAACCUGUAAGUCUUGAAAGGUAAGGAGCAAGUGGCAGGAGACAGUUGAGGGCCUACAGGCUAGAAAAGAAUGAAGGCAGAAAAUCAGGGAGCCCCUGUAGAUGGAAACUCCAUGCUUGUUGAAUGAAGAGGGGGUGAAAGGAUGGGAUACUUGCUGAAGAGUCGUAGGCUUAGGGACCACAAUAAAGGCCCCAGCAACAUCACAUGGCUUCUCUAUCCCAUGGACCCUGGAUGCAUGGAAACAGGAUGGGCUUUUAGAGUUAGGGUUGGAAGAGGUCACUGCAGCAGCAGAACUCCAUCUUGAGCUGAAAUCACAUCUCGUUGGCCUUCUAAUGGAAAUUUAAGCCAUACUCUGGACUGACUGUGAGGCCAUGAUGCUGUUUGAUCCCUUUAGCCUGGGAGAUCAGAAGCAGGUGAAGAUUUACCUUAAAAAUGUAGAGACCAUAAAGAUGUGGAGACCAUGAAGUAGCUGACUCAAAAUCACAAGGCAGAAGGUAAGAAUUUUUGAUGGUCUGGAGAAGUGAAGAGGGGGCCAAAUAUCCAGCUUCUCCAUGUUUUAGGUCAUAGCUGAGUCAACUAUCUACUUCCCCAUCCCAGAUUUCAGAAGAUCUGCUUCCUGAGCAUCACGGAGUUCUGAUCUUAUAGCCUCUUUUUCUUCCCUUAGGUCUGCCAUCUAAUAGUACUGACUAUUUUAUUUAGAGACAGGGUCUCCAGAAGUUGCUUAGGGCCUUUCAAUUGCUGAGGCUGACCUUGAACUCAUGAUCCUCCUGCCUCAGCCUCCAAAGCCACUGGGAUUACAGGUACUGGUUACAUUCAGGAGUGUGAUUGUAAUCUGCCGGGAGCCAAAUGGAAAACUGAGCACUGAGCAGAGGAACCUAUACAAAGAAGCAAUGCUAGAAAUCUCCAGGAAUCUGCUCUUGUUGGCAGAGCCAAAGCCAGAAAUCUCCCCUGUUCCUCCUGCCUCUGGCUUUCUCCUGUCAACAGUUCCUCAACAGCAGGUGCUUCAGAUCUUUCCAGAGUCAUGUGCAGAAGCAAGCAUGGGGAAGGCUUUGGCCAGAUGCCAUCUUUCUUCAGACACCAGAGGACACACUCAGACUGUGGGCAAGAGCAGCAAGAUGCUGCAGCACAUCGACUACAGGAUGAGAUGCAUCCUGCAAGAUGGCCGGAUCUUCAUUGGCACCUUCAAGGCUUUUGACAAGCAUAUGAAUUUGAUCCUCUGUGAUUGUGAUGAGUUCAGGAAGAUCAAGCCAAAGAACUCCAAACAAGCAGAAAGGGAAGAGAAGCGAGUCCUUGGUCUGGUGCUGCUUCGAGGGGAGAACUUGGUCUCGAUGACAGUAGAAGGACCCCCUCCCAAAGAUACUGGUAUUGCUCGAGUGCCACUUGCUGGAGCUGCUGGGGGCCCAGGAAUUGGCAGGGCUGCUGGCAGAGGAAUCCCAGCUGGUGUUCCUAUGCCCCAGGCUCCUGCAGGUCUUGCUGGACCAGUCCGUGGGGUUGGUGGGCCAUCCCAACAGGUAAGGCAUUGGGAAGCCCCCAGCUUAGGAUAUCUUUGUAAUUGGCUAGCUGAACAAGAGCCAUUGGGAGCCCGGCUCUUUGGCUCACAUGCCAGUUUGCUGGUAGAGAUUGAGGGUGGAGUGGUCCAUCUGACUUGGUGGGCAGCUUUGUUUCCAGCUACAUUUUCCAAACAGACAUUUGAACUGUGUUCUUGGGGCUUUUCUCUUGCAGGCAUGAUGGGCCCACCUCCUGGUAUGAGGCCUCCUAUGGGUCCCCCAAUGGGGAUUCCCCCUGGACGAGGGACCCCGAUGGGCAUGCCCCCUCCAGGAAUGCGGCCCCCUCCCCCAGGGAUGCGCGGGCCCCCUCCCCCGGGAAUGCGCCCACCAAGGCCCUAGACUCAUCUUGGUCCUCCUCAGCUCCUUGCCUGUUUCCUGUAAGGCUGUACAUAGUCCUUUUAUUUUCCUUGUGGCCUAUGAGACUGGUUUAUAAUAAACUCUCAAGAGAAUAUUGCAAAUGCACCUGAUGUAUCCAUUUGUAAGCAUCCUUUGAUAUAUUGGGUGCUUAAUAAUUAGAGUCAAAAGGGUUGCCUUGGAAAAAUUAGCCCUAAUCUUACUUGCUUCCCUGUAAAAUACUUUACUACACCAUUGCAUCUGAUACAUAAUAGUCCCAUAAUAAGAGAUUUGCAAAAUUGGACCAUAUGAAACAUUUUCUCUCAUCAAAACUCAAAAAACUUCAGCUUGUUGAAAUAAACAUUCAUAUGCUAUUGGUAA